Paramecium tetraurelia is the source of this 1245-nucleotide messenger RNA. RefSeq lists its product as uncharacterized. NCBI's taxonomy places the organism in Eukaryota, Ciliophora, Oligohymenophorea, Peniculida, Parameciidae. Gene Ontology annotation, biological process: protein autophosphorylation; autophagy; peptidyl-serine phosphorylation. Gene Ontology annotation, molecular function: protein serine/threonine kinase activity; ATP binding. The record is from RefSeq and is a predicted model, not a curated record. Gene Ontology annotation, cellular component: autophagosome; cytoplasm. The transcript is spliced from 3 exons.
AUGAUAAUGAAUGAAUUGUACAUCGAUAAUUACAAGAUAAUAUUGAAUGAAAUUCUUGGAAAAGGAGUCUAUGGAACAGUCUAUGGUUGUCGGUCAUUAACCGAACCUCAGCUCCUUUUAUGUGCAAAAAAAAUGAUGAUCUCAGAUAAAUCAAUAUAAACUUGUGCAGAAAGGGAAAAAUAGAUUUCAGAAAUCAUUUCUUAACAUCAAUCUAAUCAAAACAUAGUCAAAGUUUAUUACGUAAAAUAUCUACCAGAAUAGAAAGUAUUGAUAAUUAUUAUGGAAAAAUGUGAUGCUAAUUUAAAAUAGUACUUAGAAUUAAAAGAUCCAAAAACUUUUAGUGAGAAUGAAUUUCUUGAUUUUUUAGAUUAAUUCUUAACUGGAUAUUCUUUUCUUUUUGAUCGAGACAUAAUACAUAGAGAUAUUAAACCAGAAAACAUAUUAAUUAAAAGAGAAAAAAAAAUAAUUUAUAAGCUAUCUGACUUUGGAACAGCAAAAAUUUAUAAAGCUAACGAUUUUGAAUUUACUAAAAUUGGCACACCUGCUUAUGUAGCACCUGAAAUAAAUUCAUAACUUAAUGACUGCGAAGUUUAUAAUAAUUUUGUAAAUUUGAAAAAAUUCUAACAUUCGAAAAGUCAAGUAGAUGUUUAUUCACUUGGUUUAAUUCUUUAUGAGAUGACAUAUGGUAAACUUCCUUUUGAGAAAAGAUUAGAUUCUAUUGUGGAUUUUGCAUAAAAAAUAAAAGCUAAUCCUUUGAUAUUACCAGGAGCCUCAAAAUUCAAGGAAAUCAUUGCGAAAAUGUUAGUAUACUAUCCUGAUUAAAGAUUGUCUUUUGAAUAUUUGUAUAAAUUUGUCAAAGAUUAUAAAAAAGAGUCAGGUCAUUGUCCAAGUCCAAUCUAAUUUAAAAUUGAUAUUGGAAAUUGUAAUCUCAGAAAAAAUAUUAAAGUAUAGAACACACCAUUUAGCCACAAAAUUAACAUAUAAAAUAAUCCUAAUUAAAUAAAUUAACCUCAUAUUUAACCUAAUCCACAUCCUUUUUAAUAGAAACCGAAUUAAUUUGCAGGGGUUUAGAAUCAUUUUUAGCCAAAUUAAGCUCCAAAUUAAAAUUUACCACCUCCUCCAUAAUAAAUUCCUGAUCCAAUUUAAAUAUAACAACCUAUUCGUAGUUCUAUUCCUCCACAAUAAAAGAUAAAAGAAUAUAUGCAAUUUAUAUUGUAAUUGUAAAAAGCUUAAACUUAGAAAUGA